AUGGGUAGUGGUGAUUCAGACAUUGCACCGCAUCCCGAGAAGAUAAAGAUUGUGGCCACAUGUCUGGUGGUUGCUGUUGGCGUAUCCCUCUUAGGCAUCUAUCUCAAGUCCGGCGCCGAAUGGAGGUUUAAUUGGUCAUUGGCUUUAAAGAAAAAGAAGAAGCCAGUUCGAGUUUACAUGGACGGCUGUUUCGACAUGAUGCACUACGGCCACUGCAACGCUCUCCGCCAAGCACGCGCCCUCGGAGAUCAAUUGGUGGUCGGCGUUGUUAGCGACGCCGAAAUCAUAGCCAAUAAAGGUCCUCCGGUGACGCCUCUCCACGAGAGGAUGAUUAUGGUAAAUGCGGUGAAAUGGGUGGAUGAGGUGAUUUCGGAUGCCCCCUAUGCUAUUACUGAAGACUUCAUGAAGAAACUUUUUGAUGAAUAUAAUAUUGAUUAUAUUAUUCACGGAGAUGAUCCUUGCGUUCUCCCUGACGGCACCGAUGCUUAUGCGCUCGCUAAGAAAGCUGGCCGUUACAAGCAGAUUAAGCGCACUGAAGGCGUCUCCAGCACUGAUAUCGUCGGCCGCAUGCUGUUGUGUACGCGAGAGAGAUCGAUUAGUGACAGUCACAAUCAUUCAUCAUUGCAAAGGCAGUUUAGCCACGGACACAGACAGAAAUUGGAAGAGGGUGGAUCCGGAAGUGGAACUCGGGUUUCUCAUUUCCUACCUACGUCACGCAGAAUUGUUCAGUUCUCCAAUGGCAAGGGGCCUGGGGUGGAUGCUCGCAUAGUUUAUAUUGAUGGUGCAUUUGAUCUCUUCCAUGCUGGACAUGUCGAGUUGGCUAAAGUAAUCGGUUUGUGCCUCCAUCAGAAAAAUAACCGCUAUCUGUCGUUUAGAUUCUCAGGCUUGCUAGAGCGCUUGGAGAUUUUCUUCUUGUUGGAAUACACAAUGACCAGACCGUCAGCCAUUUGCAAAAAUCUUCCAAAUGAGGUUCAUUUUCUAGCAUGUAGGCAUGUGCAUGGCACAAGUGCCAAAAGAGGAACGCACCGUCCUAUUAUGAAUCUUCAUGAAAGAAGCUUAAGCGUGUUGGCUUGUCAAUAUGUGGAUGAGGUGAUUAUAGGUGCUCCUUGGGAAAUAUCUAGAGACAUGAUCACAACCUUCAACAUCUCUACAGUUGUUCAUGGGACAGUUGCAGAGAACAAUGAAUUUCAGAAGGAACUAGACAACCCAUAUGCUGUGCCAAUCAGUAUGGGUAUCUUCAAAGUUUUGGAUAGCCCUUUGGAUAUUACAACAACCACGAUAAUUAGGAGGAUAGUAUCAAAUCAUGAAGCAUAUCAGGGAUUAGAUACUUAUUUGGUGCAUACUUAUUGUUCUGGUUCAAGCUCACAGAAGUGCAUCUUUUGUAUGCAGAAACGUAAUCAGAAGAAGGCAGAAAGUGAGAGGAGGUAUUAUGAGGAUAAAACUCAUGUACCUGGUGAUUGA
Dovyalis caffra is the source of this 1461-nucleotide messenger RNA. Lineage: Eukaryota; Viridiplantae; Streptophyta; Magnoliopsida; Malpighiales; Salicaceae. The record is from the annotation of a GenBank genome assembly.